Rotaria sp. Silwood2 is the source of this 492-nucleotide messenger RNA. Lineage: Eukaryota; Metazoa; Rotifera; Eurotatoria; Philodinida; Philodinidae. The record is from the annotation of a GenBank genome assembly.
AUGGCAGGAGUACAAACAAAACGUAUAUUAACUGAAAUAACAAAAUUACAAGGCCUAGCAGCAGAUAAUAAUGCAUCAUCUGUUCAAUUUCUUCUUGAUAAAACACCAACGGACAAUUCAGCAUCAAAUAUAAUUCUUGGAAGAAUUUUACCUAAAUCACAAAUUUAUAAUCAAGCUGCAUUUCAAAUAGAAAUAAAAUUACCAGCUGAAUAUCCAUUUAAACCACCUGAAGUUCGUUUUAUUACACCUAUUUAUCAUCCAAAUGUUGGCGAUGACGGUAAAAUAUGUAUUGAUAUGCUCAAUUCGGGAGAAAGUUUCAAACCAACAACAUCAUUAGUUGAUAUUGUUAAAGCUGUUGUUGAUCGUAUCGAUAAUCCAGAUCUCGAUCAUGCACUUAAACCAGAAACUGGUGCUGAAUAUUCACAAAAUAGAGCUGCAUUCGAUCGUAAAGCAUUAGAAUUGGUUAAAAAACAUGGUCUACCACGGCAUUAG